This is a messenger RNA of Notechis scutatus (mainland tiger snake), 1752 nucleotides long. The record is from RefSeq and is a predicted model, not a curated record. NCBI's taxonomy places the organism in Eukaryota, Metazoa, Chordata, Lepidosauria, Squamata, Elapidae.
GCAGCUCCAGUCGUGGCUGUGACCAUCUACCCCCACCGGCCCCUCAUCUUCUCCGCCUCCCAAGACGGGACCAUCCGCACCUGGAACCUCAACACCGUGGACCAGGUAGACCAGGUCCACGUCUCGGAGCCCGUGGAGUCCCUGGACACCCACACCAAUUCGCACGUCUUCUCCGUCUCGGGCUGCACCCUCAACCUCUGGAGGAUCAACCAGCUCUACUCGCUCUACAUGGCGCUGGGCUCCCCCGCCAGGCGGCUCAGCUGCAUCGACCUGGGGCUGCUGGGCAACUUCCCUGCCCGCAUCCUCUGCCUGUGCCAGGACUCCACCGUGCGGCUGCUGGAGGCCCACAGUGGCGCGCCCGUCUCCGUCCUCUCCUUGGACCAGUAUUCCCCGGCUCGGGAGGUGGCCUACUGCUUGCCCCGGGAGACGCUCUUCGUGCUGCUGGAGCAGGGCCACGUGCUGCGCGUCAACGCUGCCCCCAGCUCCAUGGUGGUGAAGCGAUGCUUCAGCAGCAGCCUCUGGGAGUCCAAGCCCUGCUGCCUCCUGCUCUACAGCCAUGUGGUGGAGCCGGACAAGGCGUACGCCACGUGGCUGGACGUGACCCAGAACCAAGGCUACCGGAGGAAGUGGCAGAAGUCCACCAUCAACAUGCAGGACAGGAACAGAUUCCUGCCAAUUCUGGGGCACAAGAAUGGCUCCCUCAGUGUCAUAGAUUGGUUCAUGGGCCGAGUGCAGUACACAGUGGAGGCGCAUAACCCCCAGCGCGUCACGGCACUGGCGGAGUACCCCACGCAGAUAUGCCUCUUGUCAGCAGGUGCUGACCUCACGGUGAAGAUGUGGCGCCUCUUCCCCUACGUGGAGGAGAGCCUCCUCCCCCUGCUGUGCUUCUCCUGCGCCUCCCCUGCGUGGCACCUGUGCUUCCUCGGAGAGACCCUGGCUGUGGCCUUCCAGGACCCUGAAACAGUCACUUACAGCAUCGUCCACUACAACCUGGUGGAGCAGACGCGCUCGGAGCACGGACCUGAGGACGACGCCCAGGAUGACAUCACAGGACUCUGCUGCUGCCCAAACCUGCAGCUCUUUGCCUCGUCCAGCCGGGACGGGUCGGUCAAGAUCUGGGACCACAAGAACAGGCUGCUCCGCCACCUGAAGCUGAACACCAUCCCGGAGAGCCUGGCCUUCGCCAACCCCAAGGGGGACCUGCUGGUGGGCCUGGAGCAGCACCUCUACCUCAUCCCCCACACCAAGUACCUGCCCAGCUACUACCAGAUGCAGCUGCUGUGGGCCGAGUUCCUGGAGCCCCUGCAGGACGUCUCCUUGCCCAUGAGCCCCACCAGCUUUGAGGCCCUGGUGCAAGAGAACAACCGGCGCUUGAUGCAGGAGCUGCCGGUCAAGAAGUCUGAGUGAGCUCUGGGCCCAGGCCGGGCCCAGCAGGAGCCGCCUGGGGCUCUGCUGAGCUCGGAGGCCUGACCUGGGGCUCCUCUGCAGGGCAUGGCCCAGCUGGCGGAGAGGAACCGGGACCUGCAGCUGCUGCAGGAGGGGAAGAUCAGCCCGGCCAAGAAGCCGCCCCUCUCCAAGGAGAUGCGGAUGGAGGCCUUUGAGCGCUACCUGCGCUUCUUCUACAAGGAGCAGCUCAGCCUGCAGAUUCCCAAAGAGGAUCCCUUCGACGCCGAUGAAGUGCUGGAAUGCCUGGGAUGGAUGGACCCCCUCUCGGCCCUCUGCGGACCCUCCCUCUCUCACAUGUUCCUCAGG